Carassius carassius (crucian carp) is the source of this 1513-nucleotide messenger RNA. RefSeq names its product gap junction delta-2 protein-like. The record is from RefSeq and is a predicted model, not a curated record. Lineage: Eukaryota; Metazoa; Chordata; Actinopteri; Cypriniformes; Cyprinidae. Gene Ontology annotation, cellular component: connexin complex. The coding region runs from base 352 to 1266 and encodes 304 amino acids. Gene Ontology annotation, biological process: cell communication. The transcript has 2 exons.
GCAUAUUCGGAGAAUAAUGAAACGGAGGGAUCCUGCUGUUCUGGUUUCUCUCCAACAACCUGUCUACGCGUGACGCAGGGGGAGGAGGACGGGGGCAGUCUACUUAAAGCGGGAUUAGCACGAGCCAAACAUUAUAUUCCCCUCCGUUUAGGCUCAGAGCGACCUGUCGACAGAAAAUAGGAGGACUUUAGACGGAUCGGGACCUCAGACGAGAGCGCGCGCUCCGGAGCGACAGCAGCGACUAAUCAAUGCAUUCGCCCGAUACUAGUACACUCGCCCUCGGAGCGGAACAGUAGCUCGCAUUUGGUUUUACACGGUCCACUGUGUUAUAUCGUCUCCGAAUGAAAAGCCAUGGGGGAAUGGACCAUUCUCGAGCGUCUCCUGGAGGCGGCUGUCCAACAGCACUCUACUAUGAUCGGGAGGAUCCUACUGACAGUGGUGGUGAUCUUCCGGAUUCUAAUCGUUGCAAUAGUAGGAGAGACCGUGUACGAUGACGAGCAGUCAAUGUUCGUAUGCAACACUUUACAGCCGGGCUGUAACCAAGCUUGCUAUGACAAAGCAUUCCCUAUAUCUCACAUCAGAUACUGGGUGUUCCAGAUCAUCAUGGUUUGCACACCCAGUCUAUGCUUCAUCACAUACUCGGUGCAUCAGUCGGCCAAACAUAAGGAGCGUAGAUACUCCAUGGUCUACUUGUCCCUCGACAAAGAUCAUGAUUCAAUGAAACGAGAAGAUAGCAGAAGAUUCAAAAGCACCAUUGUGAACGGAGUACUUCAAAAUACAGAAAACUCCACCAAAGAAUCUGAGCCCGACUGUUUGGAAGUGAAAGAGAUCCCCAGUUCAGCCAUGAGAACUGCCAAAUCUAAAAUGAGAAGACAAGAGGGUAUCUCAAGGUUUUACAUCAUUCAAGUGGUUUUCAGGAACGCGCUGGAGAUCGGCUUCUUGGUGGGGCAGUAUUUCCUGUACGGAUUCAACGUUCCUGCCGUGUAUGAGUGCGAUCGCUACCCUUGUAUCAAAGAUGUCGAAUGCUAUGUUUCGAGACCCACUGAGAAAACUGUGUUCCUCGUCUUCAUGUUUGCAGUCAGUGGGAUCUGCGUGGUGCUCAACCUUGCAGAACUCAAUCACCUGGGCUGGAGGAAAAUUAAAACGGCAGUAAGAGGGGUUCAGGCCAGGAGAAAGUCCAUAUACGAGAUCAGAAACAAGGACUUCCCGCGGAUGAGCAUGCCGAAUUUUGGCCGCACUCAGUCAAGUGAUUCAGCCUAUGUCUAAUUUACCUUCAUGUAGUUCAUCAGAGCAGAGGUGCUCAAUCCUGGUCCAGGAAGACCACAGCUUGCAUAUUAUAGAUGAAACACCCAUUUUUAGUCUUGGAGCCUUUAUUCUAAAUGAAUAUUUCACUUAAAAAUGGCAAUUCUGCCAUUAUUUACUCAACCUCAUGUCAUUCCAAAUCUGUAUUACUUUCUUCUGUGGACCACAAAAGAAGAUAUUUUGAAGAACGUUAUGGUCCAUGCAGUCCAAG